This is a messenger RNA of Peniophora sp. CBMAI 1063, 3105 nucleotides long. Lineage: Eukaryota; Fungi; Basidiomycota; Agaricomycetes; Russulales; Peniophoraceae. The record is from the annotation of a GenBank genome assembly.
AUGGCGGAAUCAAGCUCAUCCCAGACUUAUGAUGCAGAGAACGCAAGAAACGUGCUUGUGCCAGCGGUGGGCCAACAAAGUGGCCCUGGGUCACAGUCCAUCGACUCGAGGCACUUUUCAAGUAGAUCUCAACCGACAAAAGCGCCUGCACCUGCUCCGCCUCUCAAGCGUUCUGCGACGACAAUCGCUGCCGGACCUCAGCCGCCGAAGCGCGCACGCGGCGAAGAAGGCUCUUUCAAUACACGCAUGCGAGGUGUUCUCGACAAGUUCGAGGACGACAUGACGUGCCCGAUCUGCUUCGACAUCAUUGCACUCGCGUACCUCACCAACCCUUGUGGGCACUCAACAUGCGGCGACUGUCUCGCGAGUUGGAUUGACGCAGCCAAGUUGCCGACGUGCCCCCUCUGCCGCGAGGUCAUUGACGCAAAUGCACCGCUCAUCCCAAACUUCUCUCUGGACAACAUGCUGGAAAAGCAUGUCUGCGCCCUGAGCGAUAGUGGCGCGAAGGAUUGGGCUCCGGGCGGGUCGAAGUUCGAAGAAUGGACGGCGCGCAAAGCUGCGUGCAGGGCGAACAUGGCCAAACGGCGCGCUGCGAAGUCGACGGCCAAGAAGGCAGUACAGCGCGAGGAGACGGAGCUUACUGUGGGCGGCGACGAUCCGGAAGACGAAGACUACGAAGGAUCAGACGGUACUGGCUCUGACGGCGAACAGGCAUUGGAGGGCUCUGGUUCAGAUGAAUCUGAAGAAGAUUCUGCUGAGGAGACGGAGGCUGAAGAAGCUGCGCCUGGGCCGUCCACACGCGGAAGAAAUGGGCAACGCGGACGCGGACGAGGGCGUGGGCGUGGGCACGGGCGGAGGCGACGGGGGAGGCGUUUCGCUCGCGAGUUCGCCUCGCGGGCGUCUCUUCGGCUCCUUAUUUCGCCCCCGUCGCGCAUGAUUAUCUCCUUGCCUUCCCGCCACGAUCACGACUUUCUUACGACCGCGACUUCCGCGACUUUCGCAACGACCAUGAGCUGGGUUGUCAACGACACAUUCACUCCCGCGCUUGGCGCCGCCGCGACUAUCGAUCUUCCCAGCGGUUCGCACUCUGGCGGCGUGCAUCUCUGCCUUCGCGCACGACUGGGGACGCAUGCAGUGGCUUCCCAACUUGCGCGUGAGGCUGUGCGCGUACAGGCGUGGACCAACGCGCCCGUAGAGGGCACCAGCGAUGGCCAGUGGGCAGCUUAUGAUUUCGCGCCCUCGUCUCGCCGUGUAACCGUCGCUAAGGAGAAUGAGUUCGCGCUGGACGCACCGGAGCAAGCUGAUGACGACGGCAACGAGCUCACACUCACUAUCCGCCUGAAGCUGCGUCCCCUCGCCCCUGGCACGGUCAGCGCCGAGUUCGCCGUCACCUACCGUUUGACGUACCCCGACGGCGGUGUAUGGUGGCUCGGUUCGCAAGGCCACGACGCCCGUGUGCUACUAAGACGCGCGGACCCGUGGCUCUCUGCUCCCGGCGAGCAAGAUGUGUAUAGUGGCGAAGGCGAGAUCUUCCGUUCCGUCGGCAUGAAGGAACCCUGGGGUUGUUGGGCCAUUUCAGACGGCCAUGUCGAGUAUCACCCUCACGGCCACCUCACACCUACCGACGCCGCCAUCCUAGUGCUCGUACCUGCCCCUUCCGAUCGUACGCUCGCGCAGCACCAGCCUAUCAUAGUGCAUGGCGCACAACUCUCUCUGGACGCUCAUGGUCUUAUCCGUUGUGCAAAAGGCACUCGCGCACGAACCCGCGUGUAUCGGGCGAUCAGCGCCGAGCGCGAACUUGCUCUCGCCCUCCCUGCUUUAGGCUUGCGCUGGCUAGGUGUCUGUGCUGGAUUCGCGCUUGUCGCGAUUCCGCCUACAAAUGGUGCCGCGCGUGUGGCGCUCAUUCCUUUGCUUGCGCACGCGGGCUCAGAUGCCGUUGUCUCGCUUGAUCUUGCCGCGUGCGGCUUCGACAAGGUCGAGGGCGAGAGCGCUGCCGGAUUUGCGGUCUUCAGCCCUCUCUCGCGCAGGGUCCUGGGUGUCGAUGGCGAUCAGAUCAUCUUGCGCGUUGGCCCUUUCGGCGGAACGGCGCUUGCUAGUGCGAUGCAUGCUCUACCUGUUGUAGACGGCGUGAGUGGGCGCGAAGGAACCUGGCGCGUCGCAGUGCUUACUCCACACGAGCUCGUGCUUUCUGUGCCCGAGGAGCACGCGCCCGAGGUGGAAUACUCGUUCGCUCCAGAGAACAGCACGCUGUCCGGCGCGACGCUACAUGCGACCUCGCAUUCUUACGACUCCGAUCUCGAGCACGACGACGGCCCUUCAUCGCAGCCAUGUCCGCCGCCGGAGCUCGACAUGCCUUUCCGCAGGGCCUCUCCUCCGCCGACUCACGCGCGGGAGACCUCAGCGACGCUCGCUACCCAACGCGAACACGACCCGUCAAUCUCGCACCGACUUGUCGCAUAUAUCGUGCCUCUCUUAUGGCGCACGCUCGCGGUGCUUCUCCGCGCCGUGCUUGCGCGGUUAUUCUCUGCCGUGGGGAUGCGCCCACCUAGGCUACUCAUGCAAUUGCUCAGCCUGUCACUGCCUGGAUCGCCCAGCGAACGUACACCGAUCUCUCGUGCGCAGUCGUACUCUUUUGUUCAGUCUCCGGUCGAGGAAGUGCCAGGAAAGAAGCCCGAUGAGGCGUCUCCGCGCGAGAUUAAUACACCGACGCCCGACCGGUCGUCUACGCCUGUCCGUGAACCGACGCCAGCUCGCACCUCUACGCCGGCGCACCAGCGCAAGCGGGCGCUCUCAGACGCGACGGAUGUCACCAUCGCGCCUCCCCCGCGCGCAUCGCUCAAAUUCCGCGUACCCGAUGGCCCACUCUCGCUUUUCGCCCUGCCUGACGAGACGCUCUUUACCACCUCGGACGAGAAGAUCAACGGCGAGGAACUCGGCGGGCGAGCGCUUAAGGAUGCCGUGCGCGCGCUUGAGGCCGCACUUGAUGGCGCGGCCAUUGCCCUUGGCCCGGGUGGCGGCCCAUUCGCUCGUGGUGCGGCGGUGCUCGAGGGGCAGGUGCGGGAAGGGAAGUUGGAGGUUUCUGGUCAUGGUUGCUCUGUGUUCUGA